UCGAUCCGAAGACCGACUUUGAUUUGAUUCCGUUUUUCGAUCCGAGCUGAACGCUGGGAUAUACCCGUCGGGAGGCGCGCUUGUGAUUUGCGUUGAGUUUGGUUUUGAUUUUGAGUUGGAUUCAAGAAUCGCACAAGAGUCGAAAGGCAAAAUAUGCACAGCCAAGUGAGAAAAGAAAGCUGCAGAGAAAGCCACUGAGAGAAGUGCUAAGAAAGUGCCGAGUACAAGUGUCGGAAAAGUGCCUCGCCAGCCAAAAAGCUAAAAGGAUUUACGCGCUCAGAACGCCCCAAAAACAGUUCAAAAAAAAAAUAUAAAUCUGCCCAAAAUUAUCCAAAACACUGUUCAUGUGCAGUUAAAACUGAAAUCAGAGAACACCCACACCACACACGCGUUCAGCUGCCCAAGUUAAGGAUCUAGCCACAUCCACAUCCACAUCCCGGCCGCCAGGAGUUGUGUUUCCGCGCUUGCAGUCCCCGCGAGAAAAAGCCGCCAACAUUCUCGAUAAAGUGGCCUCAAUAGGCGCCAACACGCUCAAUUUCACGGAUCUAGGGAGCCCCUACGAGGGGCCUCCCAGCACCCCCCAGUCGGGUAUGGACGCACCGGACGCCCCCCACACGCCCAAGUACAUGGACGGCGGGAAUACGGCGGCAAGUGUCACGCCCGGCGUCAAUAUUCCCGGAAAGUCCGCCUUUGUCGAGCUCCAGCAGCACGCCGCCGCCGGGUACGGCGGCAUUCGGAGCACCUAUCAGCAUUUCGGGCCGCAGGGCGGCCAGGACUCUGGCUUCCCGAGUCCGCGCAGCGCCCUCGGCUACCCGUUCCCGCCCAUGCACCAGAACUCUUACUCCGGCUAUCACCUCGGCAGCUAUGCCCCGCCCUGCGCCAGUCCGCCCAAGGAUGACUUUUCAAUCUCGGACAAGUGCGAGGACUCCGGCCUCCGAGUCAACGGCAAGGGCAAGAAGAUGCGCAAGCCCCGCACCAUCUACAGCUCGCUGCAGCUCCAGCAGCUCAACCGCCGCUUCCAGCGCACCCAAUACCUGGCCCUGCCCGAGCGGGCGGAGCUGGCGGCGAGUCUGGGCCUCACGCAGACGCAGGUGAAAAUCUGGUUCCAGAACCGACGCUCCAAGUACAAAAAGAUGAUGAAGGCGGCCCAGGGACCGGGCACCAACAGCGGCAUGCCCCUUGGCGGAGGUGGGCCGAAUCCCGGCCAGCAUAGUCCCAAUCAAAUGCAAGGUGGCGGUAAUAACGGCGGUGGCUCCAACAGCGGCUCACCCUCACAUUAUCUACAUCCCGGACAUAGUCCAACGCCAUCGAGUACUCCUGUGUCCGAGCUUUCGCCUGAAUUCCCACCAACGGGUCUCAGUCCGCCCACGCAAGCGCCGUGGGACCAGAAGCCGCACUGGAUCGACCACAAGCCACCGCCCCAGAUGACGCCCCAGCCACCGCAUCCGGCGGCAGCGGCGCUACAUCCGCAAACGCACCACCACAACCCGCCGCCCCAGAUGGGUGGCUAUGUGCCCCAGUACUGGUACCAGCCCGAGACGAAUCCCUCAUUAGUGACGGUGUGGCCGGCGGUCUAACAGCAUCCGAAUCAGCUGCCCUCGGCUGCCUGGAGCCUAGAGCACCUGGAGCAUCUGGAGCAGCAGCAUCCCCUCCAGCAGCCCCCCUGCCCGGACCUGGGGCUGGACCAUCAGCAGCAGUACCUGCUUCAGGGGGGCGGCGGGCCAGUGCAUCCGCACGCGAUAUCUUAGCCAAUACGAACCAUGAUAGCAACUGUAAAAUACACAUGAAAAAACCAAUUGAGAUACAAGCUGGCAGAGAACUGGCGAGUGGCAAGUGGCAACUGGCAAGUUUGGGCGGAAACAUUUUGUACAUUUUAAAAUUGAUCUACAUUUACACAACGUGAAUAAAGUCGUUCUAAAGUAGAAGUCUAGCUAAGAACAAACACAACACAAAGGGAGAUCCAUUCUGGAAGCAGAAUACAGAAUUCCUCAACCACAAGAGCAGCAAUGAGAGUAUGAAACGUGUCCUUUAAUUUGGUUAAUUUAGCGAAAUAACUAUGUAUAAUAUAUCUAUAUUAAUAACUAUGUGUAGUGAGCAAACCACAAAAUAUGAAAUACGUAAAAUACAAAAAAUCAUAAAUAAAAUACAAAUAAACGAAAA
Molecule: messenger RNA, 2160 nt
Organism: Drosophila bipectinata
Lineage: Eukaryota; Metazoa; Arthropoda; Insecta; Diptera; Drosophilidae
Gene: Dll
Product: homeotic protein distal-less
Biological process (GO): regulation of transcription by RNA polymerase II
Molecular function (GO): RNA polymerase II cis-regulatory region sequence-specific DNA binding; DNA-binding transcription factor activity, RNA polymerase II-specific
Source: RefSeq, a predicted model, not a curated record